GCUUCGGUGCCCUCAUGAUAAGAAGCUCCAGUCAAAUCUGUCAAGCUUCUAAGGUUAGGGAGGGUUCGUCCCAUCGGGUCAGAGGCAAGAGGCAGAGGUGGGGUUCGAGAGCGGCAACUAAUUUCAAGGUUCAGCCUCACUAAGUUGACUACUCGGCGACGUUGCUAAUUCCAACUUCCACCUUCCAACUUCCUAAUCGCAACACUUUGUUGUCUUUGUCGACUUCCACUCCUAAUCAAGCCUUGCGCCUUUUCAUUCAACUCUUCUUUCUCGCCCAUGUCCGACAUCAUUCCAGGACUUUUUACCUCUACCACUUACGAAUGACGACAUACUGUAAUUGCAUCUUAUCGUCCUCUAAUACCAAAUCAUGAACCUGCCAUCGAUACCCCCUUGUUUGGACGCAUGCGACAGAUCGAAUCGCAAUAGAAUACCACUCCUUCACACGCCCGCUCCAGCAUCAGCAACAACAUGUCUCAUCCACGAACAGGCACUCGAAAGUUCUUUCACUAUCUUUACAACACCGUCUAUGUCCUGCUAUGUCUGCUCCUUACCGCCUUGAUCCUCAUUACACCCGGUGACGCAAUCCGACAGACCUACUUCGACACCUUACAAUAUACAAACAUUAUCAUAAUAGCAAUUGCCUACUUGGUCGCAGUCUCCAUUGUCCUCUUCAUAUACUCCCUCCGACUCUAUGUUACGCGCACCGUGUUGGCCAGUAUACCCAAGAGCCGCAUCCCUGUCGACAAAGGCGAUGUCAAGAAGAGCGUGCGUGAGAUCAUUGAAAACGACCUCGGGCGAAGCGCCGCCAUCGCAUGGCAGGCGAGGCCCAAGGUCGGCGCAUCUGCUCCGGAAGCACAAUCUAACGCCUUGUCCGUCGUCGCCGAGGAAGACGCAGACGCGAGUGCACCAGGAGCAUCGACGGAUGAAGAGAAGGGUCCAAGUGCUUUAUCCAGUUGGUCGAAGCCGAAGAAAGGCGCGAACCUGGAGCGUCAGAUGGGAAUCUCGCUUCCGCCAACGAAACCGGUGUGGGGAGUGAUUGAGCACCCAGGUUGGGGCAGCCCGGAGUCGCCUGAUCUGGCCAACAUCCAGUACAGUGCCGUCUUGGCGGAGCUGCCGAACUUGAUAGAGGGUAAAGCCAUGUCCCUGGCGCCUGCUCUGCCUGAAGCGCCGGAUGACCCCACUCUAUUGGACCCCGAGGCUGUCGCUGUGCUGCAGAGGACAGGCAACAUGGGUAUGCGCACUUACGUGGGUCGUUUGGUGGAUCUGGGCGUCCUCGAAUUAUCCAGGGACGUCGCAGAAUUUCUGGAUGUAUACGAAAGGGCACGCUUCUCGACCAAACCGAUGCCCGUCACCAUGUUUAGGCGAUUGAUGCAUUUGUUCGCAGAACUGUUGCGCUCUGCAAAGCCGCUCACGCGUGAUGUAUUGGAGACCAUGCGCGACAUGGACGAAAUGUACUCCGAGAGCGAGGGCGGGAGUAGCAUCGACCAAGACAGUCUACGGCGAACUGGUAAUGUUCAUCAAGCGGAUAUCGACGAUGAUGCGCCUCAAAAUACCACUCCGACGACGCCGGCGCGUAGCGUGCGCACCGUCGACACUGGUCUGAGUCUGAAUACGGCAAGUAGUAUACAUUCGCGCCAUGGCCGACUGCGACCUAGCAUGACCGCGAGAAACUCAUCCGGUGGCAAUACGUGGACUCAAUACGGGACGGCACCCACUACACCGAAGAGCAGGGCAGGUCGAAGCAGCAGAAAUCAGCGCAUGAGAAGCAGCUCGAAGGAUGGCAGCACCAGAAGUGGGAGCAGCGGAGGCAACUUUGCGCAGACACGGAGGCCGUUCAUGGGUGGGAGUCUGGGCAGUAGUAGCAGUCAGGGUAGCCUGAGGUCAGCUAGCCAGGCGAGCGAGGGUAGCGUCAUCCGGCUUGCGAGGCACGAUGAGGAUGGGCUGCCAUAUGUGUUGAGGGUAUCGCAUACGUUCUGAGGACAGACUUCUGAUCGAACUUGGUCUAUGGAUGUGAGAGGAAAAUUAUACAUCCCCUCAAUCGAAGAGAUGAUGGAUCCCUUUGAGCUUCUGGUGUGCGGACCUCUGAGCAUGUGCACGGCUCACUUGAGUAUACGUGACACUUGUGGGCAGUCAUUGAGAAAUGGCAUAACUUGGAGACAUGGAGACAUGCCUGUGUGCGGGAAUAACGAUCGAUUUUUGGCUGU
Molecule: messenger RNA, 2204 nt
Organism: Truncatella angustata
Lineage: Eukaryota; Fungi; Ascomycota; Sordariomycetes; Amphisphaeriales; Sporocadaceae
Exons: 1
Coding region: 469-1977 (502 amino acids)
Source: RefSeq, a predicted model, not a curated record